AUGGAGCCACUUACAGCUCUGAGCCUCUUUUGCAACAUCGUGGACAUUUGCGACCAUGCCAUCAAGUCCGCCCUGGAUAGUCUCGAGGCUCGAUUGCGAAGCCUUGACAAGGGCGUCUUCGAGGUACCAGGCAUUGUCAGAAACGCCAAAGACAUAUCGGAAGAAGUGCGCACAAAGCUUUGUGCAUUGUCGAUCCUCGGUCGACUCGGAGACACCAACCAGAGGUUUUGGGAUGUGACAGAGGCCGAUUCCCACACUUUCAAUUGGAUCUUGCGAGAUGAGGGCGAGAGUAGCCUUUCAUCUCACGAUGGCGAGCAAGAGCCGAAUCGGGGAGGCGAACAGGCAGAAUCAGCAUUGGAGAAAACAGAAAACCUCGGCUAUGAGAGUACCCAGAGGGAUGUCAACGUGCAACUCAGAAAUUGGCUCCUCGACGGGAGUGGACUGUUUCACGUCUCAGGAAAACCUGGAUCCGGCAAAAGUACGCUGAUGAAGUACUUGAUUAAACACCCGAAAGUGAUAGAUUCACUUGAGCAGUGGGCCCACCCGAAACGCCUGGCACUAGGGAGAUUUUUCUUCUGGAAACCAGACCAUGGACAAAACAGCCUAGAUGCCUUGAUUCGCGGGCUUCUGUAUAGUGUGAUACACUAUGAUGCUGGCUUAGUCCAUUCGGCAUUUCCAAAGUGUAGCGGAAACUCCUUCGAGCAGCUUUCUCUCCAGUCGAGGGUGGAAAUGACGAAGGAAGAUAUUUUCGAGGCUUUCAACAACCUUGUCAAGCACGGCAACGUAUCCAAAAUGUUCAAGUUCUGUUUCUUCAUCGAUGGCCUUGACGAGCUUGACGAAGAAAAGGAUACGACUCAUUCGAAAAUGAUCACGAUUCUACGCCAAUGGGCAGAUGGGGCAAAUGGUUCCAUCAAGAUAUGCGUGUCAAGCAGACACUUUCCGGUGUUCGAGAACAUGGUUGCUGAUCAUCGUAUUCGACUCCAGGAUCUCACCAAGUACGACAUUAUCGACUUUGUCCAGAAUUCGCUGCGGUCUGACCAUGUUUUCCGAACAGAGAUGACAGUCAAUACCCAAGACUGCCAGAAGCUUAUUAAUAGUAUUGUGGAACGCGCCGAUGGCGUGUUUCUCUGGGUCGGUCUCGUUGUGAAAGCAGUUGAAAGGGGGCUCUCAAACGACGACCCAAUAUCCGUGUUGCAUGAACGUGUGAAGAGCACUCCUCUGAGACUUGAGGAGCUUUUCAGAUCACUUCUUGACUCCAUUGAGGAUUGCCAUGCACAAAUGGCCGUCCUGCUUCUAGCAAUCGCUCUGGUGCGACUCGCAGACUCUGGCGACAGCCUUGUUAUUUCCCUUUCCGGGUGCCGACAAUUCUUCCGGGCAAUGGAAACAUCCAAACCAGUCAGUAUUGACGAUACUUUCGAUUUCGACAACUCUCCAGAGACUUUCGAACUUACGCCACAAAUGGUCAAGAGCACGAAAUCAAAAUUGCUCUUCCGGUGCAAGGGAUUGUUGGAGAUCGUCCCAUGCCGGCUGGGAGACCUCUCUGACAUGGAUAAGUACGUCGGCGGCCGCGUCACAUUUCUUCACCGUUCUAUUUCCGAAUUCUUGAAAAUUUGGAUCCCUGAGCAUAUGAAUGCACUGGGUAUCAGUUCCUUGCAGGUGAAAAAUGCCACGUGCUGGAUGUUAUGGGCGGAAGUCGACUUUCUCAAUUCUACGAUCCAACUACAGAAUUUCCCAGCGAAGGACCAGCUUUCGGCGCGAUUUCGCAUCCGCGUGAUGACAUGCGCUAUAAUGGCCAACUUGGGAACGGACACGACCUUCACGCCCGAGCUUUCAUCAGAAUUUAAGCUUCUGGGCCGCGCAGACGACGCUUUGCUAAUGCCUGCUGUGUCGUGUUCCUCAGAAGAUCAAACAAAGAAGAACGGAAAAGGGGCUGGCUGCACAUGGAACACCAUGAGCAUUGAUGCAACUGAGACUGAUUCCACGAUUUCACUUCCCAUUUGCCCAUCAUAUGCAGGACCGCUGCUCGCCGCUGCAGAAACCCGUUGCUAUGGAUAUGUUCGCUGGAAAAUGGCGAAAACACCGCCAUCAGCUGAACGAACUGAUUACUUUCAGCAUUGCCUUGAAAUCGCCUUUCACCCGUUGGCCCCUUUCGCACCAUACAUCAGCGGGUGGGUUGAGUACUGCAUGCGAAUGGUUGAGCCACUGAUCCAGACCUCGAGUGCAGAUAUCAAUGGCACGUUAGGGGGUUGCUGUGGCAUGCUUUCGUGGUCUAUCAAAGAGGCUGGCGCGCCGAUGUCUGUUUUUGACACGAUUUGGAUCAUAGCGCUGUCACACCCCAGCUUUAUAGACGCCCCUUUCCAGCAGGAAUUCUUUCACUUGAUCGAGUCCUUACUGGGGCUUGGAGCUAUGCCCCAGUCCGUUUUGUGCCUCGGCACAUGGAGGGACUGGUUCACGGUUUCACCAGCCCCACUCGAUGGCCCUAUUGAUAUUCAGUCUGACAGCACCCUACAGAUCCCUGGGUCUGGCCUCCGCAACUGGUCAGGGGAGCUUUCUCUCGAGCACUUGCAAAUGACCUGUGGGCAGGACGAUGGCUUUAUCACCCUUGAAAUGUUGGUGGCUCACGCCAAGCCCCCGAACAUGGCGGCCAUUCUGUCGCUCAUUGAGCGCAAUUCACACAAUGAAGACGUCAAGUCUGUGGGUGCAAGAGACCUCACCUCCACGGAACGCCUCCACGCCGCUGUAUUGGAGAAACAUGGUGUACGAGGGAAUUGCAAGCUUGUUUGGUUCGAGAAUUUGAAAGGCCGGAAUGGAGAUCGCCCAGUGUGA
Messenger RNA from Diaporthe citri, 2826 nucleotides. RefSeq lists its product as uncharacterized. The transcript has 2 exons. Lineage: Eukaryota; Fungi; Ascomycota; Sordariomycetes; Diaporthales; Diaporthaceae. The record is from RefSeq and is a predicted model, not a curated record. The coding region runs from base 1 to 2826 and encodes 941 amino acids.